Molecule: messenger RNA, 9579 nt
Organism: Anarrhichthys ocellatus (wolf-eel)
Lineage: Eukaryota; Metazoa; Chordata; Actinopteri; Perciformes; Anarhichadidae
Gene: brpf1
Product: bromodomain and PHD finger containing, 1
Exons: 16
Coding region: 2950-6906 (1318 amino acids)
Biological process (GO): regulation of transcription by RNA polymerase II
Molecular function (GO): protein binding
Source: RefSeq, a predicted model, not a curated record
UAUAUCUGUAGUUAGUGUGUGUGUGUGUGUGUGUGUGUGUGUGUGUGUGUGUGUGUGUGUGUGUAUAUAUACUAUACAGUACGUGUUAAGUAUGUGUGAAUACCUAAUGCUUUUUGGCUUUGGUUUUGACUACACUCAGCCAUACAAGACAAAUUGUCUACAGUCUCGAAAAACCAUUUUUCAUUUUAUUCCGUAUUACUGCAGUUCUCAUUGAUUUUUGCCUUUCUCACUUUAAACACUACAUUGGAAUCCAAAUACCAGUGGUGUGAGAUAGUUACUAGACAGUAUUUAAGAUGAAGAUAUUUUAAGGAAUGUAGUGCCUUGAACAUUGAUUUACAUUUGUUUUCUCUUCUGUGAAACAAAGCAUGUGUGCAUCCAAGUUAUUUUAUUUGAUGGUAGCUUGAGUGCAGUCUCUUUUUUUUAAAAAUUUUUUUUAUGCAUUACAGACACUUUUGUUCUUUGGUUUACAUAUGAAUGCCCUUGUAGAACUGCACUAUUAACACUAUGCUCUUAUUUAAAAAGAAUAAAAUCAUGUUUUUAACCCUUGUUUACUUUCCACCCCUGUGACAGAUGGAAUGCCAUAGUGGUGAGAUGUACCGUUGCCUUGCAGGAACAAAUGGUUAAUGUGCGACUGAUGAGAGAAAGGAAAAAACAAAGUUACGCCAGCAGCCAAACCCACUCUUUCAGGUCAAAUGGUUCAGUCGGACACGGCCUCUUUUUGAUAGGACAACUGAUGCGUUGGACGGCACAAGAGUUUUCAGCGUUGCAGCCUCGUGCUCAGAGGAAAGGCGGUGUCCAGAGCCAUGUAUACUGUACGCGGUUCCUUCUACAGUAAAUGCCUCUGGUAGCGUUCUGAUCAGAAUGUAGCAAUUAAUAUGUCAAGGCUUGAGGCUCAAAAGUGCAAUUUAACCCCCUCCACAAAAGCUUUGAUCGUGGCCUUGCCACAAGCCUUAUCUCUUGAUGUGUGCAACAGGAGCAAGCUGAUGAAAAGUUGAACAAAGUUACAAAUCACCAAACCAACUGACGGAAGUUACCCGGCAAAGUAUGAACAUUGCAAACCUCCAAGCGAGCAAGUCACUACUGCUAAAUGUUCUUUCAACUCGGCUAUCCUAUUACUCGGCAUACACUGUAUGUGAAACGUGUUGUGCAAUCACCAGUUAAGUCUGAUGUUUUUAAAUGACUUGAUGUUUGAAGCUUUUUUUUUUUUUUUUUUUUGAUGCUGCUAUCGUCUGAGGUGAUUCCACUGUACAGUUGAGCAUUAUAUUCACAUAAAAUGGUACUUUAAUACAAAUUUAAAUUAACAAGUGAGGCGCUCACAAAGCAGUGUUAUUGCGUUGUUGAAGUUUUGAUGCGUUUAUUUCCCAGGUUGCUUCGGGUGACGGCCUUUGUUUUUUUCAUUUUAUUUUCAGUAAUGCAAAAUUCAAAUGUUACUUGAUGCGGGUGAUUUGCACAAUAUAUAGUCCCCCUUAAUUCUAAUCUAUGUUUAAGAGUUUCCUACACUGUAGAUGGUGGGUUUCACCACCUGUACUUUUAUUUUGUCACUGACUAGCAUGGCCAACAGUUCAUCUUCCACAAAGCAAAGAUAAACAAUACAGCUACAACGAUUAGAUGUUUCACAACUCCACAACACAUGUAAAAGGUUUCAGCAUCCCAAAUCUGCCAAGCUGUGAAUUCUACAGUUUUCUUGUAGUUUAUAUUUGUACAUUUUGUUUUCUGACUGAUGGUGGUGGGGGGAUUGUUUUGAUGUGUUAUUGUUCCAUCAAUUCGGUCUGAAUUGGACUUUUAUAGGAUAUUAUGCGGAGUCUUCUGCUUUGGUGAAAUACUUCCAGUAGUAAGAGAUUUCUGUUCUCUUGUCACUUAUAUCUGGUUUUGUUCCACCUCCUUCGCCGCCAACUCGUGGUCAGCAGAGAAAAGGAAUAAGUGUUGUUGGCAAAGUCAUUUGGAUGCAGUGAUCAGACGGAGGAGCUGAUAUGCACAGAAGAGGAAGAUGAGGAGGGGGAGAAGCAGUCCUGACACUUCCUACUCUGCUCAUUCUCACUUCUCUCUUGACAACAUUGCCUCCUGGUGAAAAUGCUCUGGUUGUCAAAAGGCUUGUAUUCAAACUGUGUGGGAUUGCUUCUGCCUGCUGUAUGUCCCACUGCAUUACCCCACCCUGCCCUGCUGCACUCUAAUCACAGACUGUAUGUUCAGAGAGAAAUAAAUAUUAUUUUGUGCUUGAUGGUGUGUUUCAAUGUGCUUUUUAUUGCCUUUUUUUCAUUAUUUCAGAGGCUAUAAUAUUAAAAUAUAUUAUAGUUAUUUAGCAUGGAGUUGAGUCAUACAUUGUAAACCAGAACUAGUUUCUUUUUUCUCUCAUCCAUAGAAGAUGUUAAAGUGUUUUUAAAGAUGUAUUUGAAGGUGCGACGCGCACUCAGGACACCUUUCACUCAGUCCUGCCGACAUCCUUGAAACAAAGCCGCAGAUUCGCCACAUUCAACUUGAAGUUACCCGUGGGAACGAAUUGGCCCGGUAGAAAUAAAAAUUCAGUAUACUCUCCGAACAGAAUAUUAUUUAUAUUACUAUAAAUUCUUUGUUAAAAUGUGUAUACGGGCUCUACUUCGAUACAAAAGCCGAGAAAUAGACCCUGCUUUUUUUUCUGUGGCGAAUGUGUCGACCCGCGUCCGCGGAGUAACGCUACAGCAACGGUUUGCCUCUUUUGUUCAACCGAGUUCUCUGAAUUAUUCCCCAACACAAUGAAAUGAUCGGAAUAUAUUAUGUUUUAAAUAAACACAUUUUCACUGUAACCCGCGCGAUCCCGUGAAUCUCCUCUGGGAUUAUCUAAUGAAUUUAAAAAAUCGAUCUGCAACCCUUUCUCCGGUCUGGUGUGAUGAGGUUUCCGAAGCACGCAGUCUCGAGGAACGUGGAGUAAUGUAAACUUGAACAGCAUCCGUCCCAGCAGUGGCUGUUGGCAGGAUGGGCCUGGACUUUGACGUAAAGACGUUCUGUCACAAUCUGCGGGCCACCAAGCCCCCUUACGAGUGCCCCGUGGAGACUUGCCGUAAGGUGUACAAGAGCUACAGUGGCAUUGAGUAUCACCUUUACCACUAUGACCACGAUAACCCAACACCUGCGCAGGCUUUGCCCCAGAAGAAGAGAAAGGGACGGCCUCCUCGCGCCUCCUUGGCUGGGUCAGGGGACACGGACGACGGUGGGGGGGGUAACGGAGGUGGAGGACCUGGGCACGGGGGGAACACACCGGGGAGCCCCAACCGGUCAGACCACUCUCACUCCCCGGGCAGAGAGACAAUGACCUAUGCCCAGGCCCAGCGCAUGGUGGAGCUGGAGUUUCAAGGACGCCUCCACCGUAUCAGCAUCUUUGAGAACAUUGACGUGGUGUCAGAGGAGGACAGCGAUGCGGAGGACACGCCUCCAUCUGGUACGGGUGGCGGCGGCGGAGGGGUUUGUAACGGGAGUGACGGCGGACCUGGUGGCAGCGAGCUGGGAGGUAGUGGCAAGGACCGGCCAGAUAUCCCAUCCUCUAACGGGGGCAAAUCCACGCCGAAGUCCGGGAAGCACAAAAGCAAAGAAAAGAAGAAGGAUGGCUCCUCUCAUCAUCACAGCGCUCAGUCCGGCCCAGCAGUCAAGCUCCCCGAGGCGGUGUUCAGAGAGCUGGACCAAGAGAGACCCGAUGCCCCCCCUCGACCAUCGUCUUACUACAGGUACAUUGACAAGUCUGUGGAGGAGCUGGAUGAGGAGGUAGAGUAUGACAUCGACGAGGAAGACUACAUCUGGCUCGACAUCAUGAACGACAAGCGGCGGCGUGACGGCGUGACACCCAUCCCUCAGGAGGUCUUUGAAUACCUCAUGGACCGCUUGGAGAAGGAGUCUUACUUUGAGAGCCACAACAAGGCCGACCCCAGCACCCUCAUCGAUGAAGAUGCCGUGUGCUGCAUCUGCAACGACGGAGAGUGUCAGAACAGCAACGUGAUCCUGUUCUGCGACAUGUGUAACCUGGCAGUGCACCAGGAGUGCUACGGCGUGCCCUACAUCCCAGAGGGCCAGUGGUUAUGCCGCCGCUGCCUGCAGUCGCCGAGUAGAGCCGUGGACUGCGCUCUCUGUCCCAACAAGGGAGGCGCUUUCAAACAGACGGACGAUGCACGCUGGGCCCACGUAGUGUGUGCCCUCUGGAUCCCGGAGGUCUGCUUUGCUAACACAGUCUUCCUGGAGCCAAUCGACAGUAUCGAGCACAUUCCUCCCGCCCGCUGGAAGCUCACCUGCUACAUCUGCAAGCAGCGUGGCUCGGGCGCCUGCAUCCAGUGUCACAAAGCCAACUGUUACACCGCCUUCCACGUCACCUGUGCCCAGCAGGCGGGCCUCUACAUGAAAAUGGAGCCCGUCCGAGAGACCGGGGCCAACGGCACCUCGUUCAGCGUCCGCAAGACGGCCUACUGCGACAUCCACACUCCGCCGGGGUCGGCCCGGCCUCUGGGGGGGGUGGGCGGGGCCAGCAUGGGCUCGUCGCACAGUGAUGGGGAGCUGGAGGAGGAUGACGACCCCAGCAUCUGCCAGGACGACGACUCCAAGGGCUGGAGCUCUGAGCGAGCCAAGAGGGCGAAGGCCAAGUCCAGGCUGAAGAUGAAAAGAGCGAGGAAGAUCUUAGCCGAGAGGAGAGCUGCUGCGCCGGUGGUGUCUGUGCCCUGCAUACCUCCCCAUAGGCUGAGCAAAAUCACCAGCAACUUGACGGUGCCCAGGAAGAGCCAGUUCAUGCAGCGACUCCACAGCUACUGGACCCUGAAGAGGCAGAGUCGUAACGGUGUACCGCUGCUCCGCCGGCUCCAGACCCACCUGCAGUCCCAACGGCACAUUGACCCCCUCCCGCCAGAACCGCCAGCGCAACUCUCACCGGUGGCUUGUGCAAUUACGGACGGCGAGGAGAAGCACUCGGCUCUAAAGGAGCAGCUGAAAGCGUGGCAGAGACUCAGACACGACCUGGAGAGAGCCAGGCUGCUGGUGGAGCUCAUCCGCAAGAGGGAGAAACUCAAGAGGGAGACGAUUAAAGUGCAGCAGAUGGCGCUGGAGAUGCAGCUCACUCCCUUCCUGGUGCUGUUGAGGAGUACGUUGGAACAGUUGCAGGAGAGAGACAUCAACAACUUCUUCACUGAGCCUGUACCGCUGGCAGAGGUGCCAGACUACCUGGACCACAUCGACACGCCAAUGGACUUCCAGACCAUGUGGAACCUGCUGGAGUCCCACCGCUACCUCACGUUUGAGGCCUUUGAGUCCGACUUUGGCCUCAUUGUCAACAACUGCCUCAAGUACAACGCCAAGGACACCGUCUUUUACCGCGCCGCCCUGCGGCUCAGGGAGAUGGGCGGAGCCGUCAUAAGGACCGCCCGGCGCCACGCUGAACGGAUAGGCUUCGACUACGAGGCCGGCAUACACCUCCCCCGAGAGCCGAGCCCAGAGAGCCAGCGGGACCACGACAGGGACCGAGAGAGGGAGCGGGAGAGGGAGAGGGAACGAGAACGGGAACGGGAGAGAGAGCGAGACCGAGACCGAGAGCGAGACCGAGACCGAGACCGAGACCGAGACAGAGACAGAGACAGAGACAGAGAACGAGACCGAGAAAGAGAAAGAGACAGAGACCGGCCGCUGUCCUCUAAUGAGGAAGACCUGAUCCUGCCAGAGAACAGGCGACGGCUGCCGCUGGAGGAGCAGCUGCAUUACCUGCAGGCGCGUCUCGACGAGGUCAGCUCGGGGAAGCACAGCAUCGGCCAGUCGCGCAGAGCCAAAGCUCUGAGGAAGGAGAUCAGCGUCAUCAAGAGGAAGCUCGCGCACCAGCGGGAGGGAGGCCCCGGUAUCGCGGGCCGGGAGUCCGCGGGAGGAGGGGACCGGGGUUCCUCCCUCCCCCACCACCCGUCCUCCUCGGGACACCACGAUGAAGGGGGAGAAAGCAGCAGCCAGGAGAUCGGUGGAAAAGAUAUGAGUGUGUCCUCGUCUGCCCUGGCUCCAGAGGUGGGCCGUCGGACAUCCGUCCUCUUCUCCAAGAAGAACCAAAAGAUGGCCGGACCCCCCAAAAGGCCCGGACGCCCCCCCAAGAACCGUGAUGCCGGCUACGCUGGGCCGGGGUUGGGCCAAAGCCCCAUCGGGCCCCCUCAGCUGCCCCUGCUGUCACCGAGCAGGCAGAGGAAGAGGCCCCGAAGCCCCCGCAGCAGCUCCAGCUCGGACAGCGACAGUGACAGCGACCUGCUGCCGGGUUUGCCAAGUAACGGUUUCGAUGGAGGAAACCAGCCGGUAACAGAGAGCUUCCGUGUGUACAGGAGCGAGUCUCGCCUCCCUCGCUCCAGCUCAGACUCCGAGUCCACGACCAGCAGCAGCAGCAGUGCAGCUUCGGACCGGACCAGUACGACCCCCUCGAAGCAGGGCAGAGGAAAGGCCUCGUUCUCCCGCUCCGCCUUCCAGGAGGACAGCAGCGAGGAGACGUCAGGCACCGAAAAUGAUUCCUACUCAGUCGGAGGAUCGCGGAGUGUUUCACAUUCUCUGGACCUGGUGUGGGCCAAGUGCAGAGGCUAUCCCUCCUAUCCUGCUCUGAUAAUUGACCCGAAGAUGCCCAGGGAAGGGGUGUUCCACCGCGGCGUGCCGAUACCCGUCCCACCUCUGGAUGUGCUGAAACUAGGGGAGCAGAUGACCCAGGAGGCCAGAGAGCACCUGUUCCUGGUCCUCUUCUUUGACAACAAGAGAACAUGGCAGUGGCUGCCGCGCUCUAAGCUGGUGCCGCUCGGGGUGGACCAGGAGCUGGACAAGGAGAAGAUGCUGGAGGGCAGGAAAUCCAACAUCCGCAAGUCCGUGCAGGUGGCCUACCACCGGGCCAUGCAGCACCGCAGCAAGGUGCAGGGAGACCCCAGCAGCGAGACCAGUGACAGUGACUGAAAAACACACACACACACGCAAGCAAAUCAUGUGUUUGGUGUUUUGAAGGUGUUGUGGAGAACACGUUUCUCCAUCGAGAGCACAUCCCUCCAUCACAGAUCACAAGAAACGGUGCCAGUAGCACAGAGUGGGAACAAAAACAAAGAGAUAUCCACUACAUCGGCCCUCGGACACACGCGCAUCAUGCACACUAAGCCGUAUUUAAUCUGACGUGUAAAAUAUUGUAUUUAAGAGAAUUGAAAUUGAAUAAUAAUAAUAAUAAUAAUGAUGGGAAAAAAAAUAUGCUAUGUUCAGGAUUGCCAAUCAAAAAUAUUCCUCGUAUGCAGCCGAUGACGGUUUACAGACGGUGUUGCUGCCUCUCCCCGUCGUUCUCACACAUUUUACAUGUGAACAGGGAAAUGCUGGUAGUGUGCGUUUUAAAUGCACUCGCUGUGGGCGUGGCUGCGAAACGCCGUCGCCUCAACACGUCUUCACGUCUCAUCAACCGCCUCUACGGAGAAAAGAGAAACCAGGCCUGGUGCUAGUGUCCAGUCGUCCGGCAAGUGGAGCACAACGAGAGACUGUUGGCAAGCCAACGAUAAUGUUAUUUAUUCUGCUUACUCCUUCUUAACAAGGCCACCAAGCUCCCUUUUAUCAUGGACUACUUCUAAUCACUCCUGCUGCACAAGACGUUGUGCGGUCCUCGUUGUCACUCUGUGUUCAUCAUGUCUCCUGUUUUUACGCGGGGGGUUGUUUUUUGUUAACGUACGUCUGUCACAUGGGCCGCCGGGUUCAACGAGUAACGAGGACUAAACAGAAACACGUGAUCGCCUCACGGCCUGUCUUAGACUCGGGCUAACGGCUUUAGAACUUUUAUAUAUACAGAUUGCAUAAAGAAUAGAAGUUUAAUAAAAAAAGAGUUGAGUUUUUUAAACUUUGUUGUGGUCACUUGUCUGCGGUCCAAGGGGGGUUGUGUUCGUUCCCCUUCAGUGUUCUUCCUGGUUGUGUGGAAUAUCCUUGUUUGCACGCUCAUAUGUUCUUACCCGCCCAUUUACUCUUUCCAAAGAAGUUGUGACUCAUGAGUGCCUCUCCAGAUUUAUUAUGCUGUAUCGCUCUGAUACUGAAGUUAACUUCCUCUUUUAUAUUAACUGUAGAGACGGUAUGUGUUGGAUGCAUCUCACUCAGCCCCCACAGGCUUUCUUCUUCAUACCCCAGAGAGUUAGAUCGUGGUAAAUGUAUCGUCCUCUCAUGGGUGCAUACCUUCUGUGUGAGGGUAAACGUGGAGUGCUUCGCAUUAGUUCUGCAGCUUUCUUGCUCUGUCCCUUAUGGUAUACAGAGCCCAGCCUACUGUACACACUUGCUCCGCCGGUCGGACAGCUUUUACAAAAACACAUAGAGGUGAGGUCGUGUGAGGUCGUGUGUUGGUUGCCUGUGGAUUAUACCGGAUUUAAAAUAAUCCCAGACCAUGUUCAAAUCUUAAAGAGUCAAACGAAACAAAGACAAAUGCACUUAAACAAGAGGUAGGGCCUUUGUCUCACUACGUUUUACUGGCAUUUUAAUUGCACGUCCCAUAAGCUGACUGAUACAUUAUCAGUUGCUACAUCAGCUCAUUUGUUGAGAUAACCAAUGAGAAUUUCCUCUCCCCAAACCAGAGGGGGUUUUUUUGGUCAAUCUUUCCACACACAAUGACGAUCCCCCAACUGGAAAACCCACUCACCACAACAUCUAUGUCUUCAGAUUUGCAACCAAAACGACUCCCCUCUGAGAAAAGACGCCUUGUUUCCUGUCCUGAAAACACUCCGCGUGACUGGAAACAACUGAUAAUCAUCAGUCAGUGGUUUCGACAGCGACGCUCUUAACAGGAGCCUCUGACCUUACCUUCUGGUAACCUGAUUUUGUUUUUCUACCAAAGCCCUGUUUUAGCUCUCCGUCCCAACAUCUGCUUUACAUCUGCUCUGUACACACACCAUAGUACGCAUACCUAUUGGCCAGGUAUGCGUGCACAUACCAGGAAUUAGACUGUUUCUAGCCGUGUGUGGUAAUGAGAUUCUAUCUAAUGGAUGAAAGAAACCACACACCAGAUAAUUUAGGUAAUACCACAGCGAAUUGAUCAGGCAGUGCAAUCUUUUCUGCACUCUGGCUUUUCUCAUGGUGGCUGACUAGGUGGAUUUGCAGCUGUGCCAUUGUUUUUAUGUUUCUUAAGUUUUAAGUCCAAGUGGUGUUUGCUGACUUGGAAAUGCUCUUGUAUCCGUCCACCGACGUUUGUUUUUCAGUCACAUUUUUCUCAGAGUUGCUUUGAGUGUUCCUUUGUCUUUAUGGUGGAGGUUUAAUCACAAUACUGACUCUCUGUCCAGAUGUACUUAUGCAUCUGAUUUAACUAAUUAUGUGGCUCCAACAACCUUUUGGCUGCAAAAAAAUUAAAAGUGCACCAGCACGCUGAAGGUUUUCUAGCAGGGCAUCCUAUAAAGCACCGCAUCACAUCUUCUCAAUUUUAAGGCCACCCAAGAGGGCACUUCAUCAUGUGUUCUCCAAUAAACGGCCCCCUAGGGCACUUUAUGUUUUCUCCAAUUACAGGCUCCUUAGAGGUUACUUCAUCUCGUUUUCUCUACUGUACGUGCACCCUAGAGCACUUGAUCAUGUUUUCUCUACUGUCAGGGGCCCUUAGAGAACUCUGUCAUGUUUUAGGGCACAAUA